Messenger RNA from Odontomachus brunneus, 4880 nucleotides. RefSeq names its product xenotropic and polytropic retrovirus receptor 1 homolog. Gene Ontology annotation, cellular component: Golgi apparatus; cytoplasm; plasma membrane. Bases 543 to 2561 code for a protein of 672 amino acids. Gene Ontology annotation, molecular function: inositol hexakisphosphate binding. Gene Ontology annotation, biological process: cellular response to phosphate starvation; phosphate ion transport. The record is from RefSeq and is a predicted model, not a curated record. Lineage: Eukaryota; Metazoa; Arthropoda; Insecta; Hymenoptera; Formicidae. The transcript is spliced from 11 exons.
UGAUUAAUGUUACUUGAAUAAUAUAUUAAUUCUAUAUAUGUAUGCUUGUUCUUACUCUAAAAAUAUUCUACCAUAAAUGUCAUUGAAUGUGCAAACACUUGGAGCAUAACAACUCCUUUUGGAUUUCUUAUAAAUGUAAUCAUAUGACGAAACGACCCGUAGGAAAUAUCGAUUGUUUCGCAUAUGCACGGAUGAUGGGUGAGAAGCCAAGGAGUAAUUCCAGGAAUAUUAGUUAGCCGAAUCAAUAGUCUAAUAAAUCCGGAAUGAUAACGCAAAGAUCUAUCAGGUUUCUUCCAUGUUUAUAUUUAAUGGAACUCUCAUUAAUGCCGCGUACGAAGAUUCUUGACAGUUGACUCAUCUGUAGCUAGCGAACGCCAAAUAGUUUUAUCUGCGUUGCGAUCAAAUAUUUACACCAAACAUCAAGGGAUAAGACGUUUGAUCAGCCGACGCCGACAAAGUUUGGCGAUAUAUAAGUGGUGUUUAUAACCUUAUUCAAGAUUUAGUUCAACCAAGACACAUUCAGCUGCAGUCUAUGAAGCAACAUGAAGUUUGCAGAACACUUGUCCGCUCAUAUAACGCCUGAGUGGCGUAAGCAAUAUAUUAGCUAUGAGGAAAUGAAAGCAAUGCUUUAUACAGCGAUGGAAGAGGCACCAUCCGCUGAGAGUGUAGAACCAGAAGUGAUAUCCCGUCAUUUUGCAUCAUUUGAUGAAAUCUUCUUCACAUUCUGUGAUCGUGAAUUAAAAAAAAUCAAUACAUUUUACUCUGAAAAAUUGGCAGAAGCUACGCGCAAAUAUGCAGCGUUGCAAAGUGAGUUGAAAACUGCGUUGGAACUGCAACAGAGAAGUGGAAAAAACAAAGAGAAAACUAGCACGAUGCCGUCCAUACCUACCAGAAAGCUGAGAGAGCUUAAACUCGCAUUUUCGGAAUUCUAUCUUUCUCUUGUCCUGCUUCAAAGCUAUCAAACCUUAAAUCACACUGGAUUCCGCAAGAUUCUCAAGAAACACGAUAAGUUAUUGUCGGUUGACGCUGGUUCAAAAUGGAGAGUCGAGUGUGUGGAGAACUCGCACUUCUAUACCUCCAAGGAUAUCAACAGAAUGAUACAGGAAACUGAAACUACAGUGAUCAACGAUUUGGAAGGUGGAAAUCGACAACGUGCUAUGAAACGCCUUCGGGUGCCACCACUUGGCGAGCAGCAAAGUCCAUGGACCACCUUUAAGGUCGGCUUGUUUUCUGGCAGUUUUAUUGUCCUGGCGGUUGCGGUUGUUCUUACAGCUAUCUUCCACGAUGGCGGGGAAAACCUGAAGAUCGCAUUUAGACUAUAUCGUGGUCCCUUGCUUAUUAUCGAAUUUUUGUUUCUUAUCGGAGUUAACGUUUACGGCUGGAGAUCUUCUGGUGUGAAUCAUGUUUUAAUAUUUGAACUGGAUCCACGAAAUCACCUCUCCGAGCAGCAUCUCAUGGAAUUGGCUGCUGUACUUGGAGUAAUUUGGACACUCAGCUUGCUGAGCUUUCUGUAUAGCGCCAGUUUGAGUAUACCGCCAUAUGUAAAUCCAUUAGUACUUGUCUGCAUUAUGGUGAUUUUUUUGAUAAAUCCACUAAAGAUAUUUCGCCAUGAAGCUCGUUGGUGGUUAUUGAAAAUCAUCCUACGUGUCGUGAUAUCGCCAUUUGCGUAUGUCAAUUUCGCCGACUUCUGGCUGGCCGAUCAGCUCAACAGUCUAGCGACAGCGUUCGUUGAUUUAUAUUUUCUAAUAUGCUUUUACAUAAUGAAUGGCGACUGGCAUGUACAGAAUGACAAUACAGAAUGUACGUCUGGUUACGCUUCUGUCGUCAUUAGAUCAAUUGUUAGUUGCCUGCCGGCAUGGUUUCGCUUUUCGCAAUGCGUUCGCCGCUACCGAGACUCCAGAGAAGCAUUCCCGCAUUUGGCGAACGCUGGAAAGUAUGCUAUGACUUUCAUUGUUGUCGCGACUAACACUUUAUCCAGCUAUUACGCAGUGGAAUAUGCAAAUCGUUGGGAGAACGGGUGGUUAUGGGCGUGGUUGUUUUGUAGUUUUGCAAGCUCGAUAUACUCCUUCACAUGGGAUCUUAAGAUGGAUUGGGGCCUUUUAGAUAAAAACGCCGGUGAAAACCGAUUUCUCCGUGAAGAGAUGGUUUACUCGGCAACUGGAUUUUAUUACUUCGCAAUAAUAGAAGAUUUUAUACUACGCUUUGUGUGGAUCGUCAGUUUUAUUCUCAUUGAAUUAGAGUAUGUCUCUAAUGACCUAAUGACUUCCAUAGUAGCGCCUCUUGAGGUUUUCAGGCGAUUUGUAUGGAAUUUUUUCCGACUGGAGAACGAGCAUUUAAAUAACUGCGGCAAAUUCCGAGCCGUACGUGAUAUCUCAAUAGCUCCGAUAGACAGCUCCGACCAGACGCAAAUUCUGCGUAUGAUGGAUGAAAUCGAUGGCGUAGUUAACAGAGGAAAACGCAAGGGCGGCGGUAAAAAACAGGGUAACGUGAAGGAGGAUAGGCGAGCGUUACUUAAGGAUGAAACUAUAGACCUCGAAAUUUCGAAUGCCAGUUUGAUGUAGCUCAAGAUUUAUACAAUGUUUUCUUAAAUUUGCAACACUUGUAAGUAUUUCGAAGUUUCGUACUUAGACGGCGAGAUAUAAUUCCGUGCGAUUUACAGUUAAUAUACACUUGAUUUUGUUAGACUAUAGAUAAUCACUAGAGUUUCAGCUGAUCGUAGAUUCGGGGUUGUUACAGUGCCUUUUAUGUUAUAUUUUUCACGUAACACACAUUUUACAAUGAAGUUGUAAAACAUACAUUUUACAAUGAAGUUGUAAUGAUCGAAUGUAUUGAUAUUCUGUUGCAUGUUCGAGUUAAUUCAAGAGCGAGAUAAAUGCAUGUUAGUAGUUUAUUUAAUCAAUAGAUGAUAAUCGACUCGAAUGUGCAACAAAUUCCGUACACUGAUCUAAGGAAUCCUAGUUUGCACUAAAAGUCUUCCAGCACAGAAAAAUAGCGAAUAGACAUAGUGUUACAGACAGUACAGAUUUCUAAGGGAUAUCUUAAAGACGUCUCCAAGACAUCCCCAAGACGUUCCUUGUGCUGUCUGAGGUUGAAUAAACGAAACAGCUUUACGAAUUUUGUAGGCUUCAGAUCUAGACACGUAGUAAAAUAUAAUAUAUUACAUUAUAUGACGCGUGUGUCUCGCAUGUCACGAGAGCUUUACGAAUUGUGCCGUUAUUGGCGAAUAGAUCGGUCGUUUUGUCUGCCAUAAUAAUUUUAUCGGCUGUAUCACUACCAAACUUAUUCUAAAAGACAAAAAAACGCCAUUGUUUAAAUCGUUGUAGAUCAAUGCUGUGUAAAUAUCUGUACGAAUAUUAUAAGUAGACAGAUAGAAUAUUUAUGCAGCAUAGUCUAACGUUAUUAUGCUCAUAACGUAUAAGUGAUAUUAAAUAUAUACCAAUACUAGAGGCUGUUAUAAGAUACUUUUUUACAUGUAUUGUAUAUAUUGCGAUAUUUAUAUCAGGUGUGUACGAUCACAUCGAAGCGAAUAUACGCUGCUUUUGGUCGAUGAAGAAAGUAGAGAUGUACACUCGUUUGCACAAUAGUUUUCGCAUAUUUUCUCAAGUGAAGUUUGCAUCACGUAAAAUAAUCACGAUUGCGAGCCAUUGUUUACGAGCUUGCGUGAUAAUUAGUUAUGAUAAGCUAACAUGACAAUAUACAUAGUAAAUAUGAUACUUUUAUAUAGUAGAUAAAAUUAUAAUAAAAAUCUUACGUUUUUUUCCUUUGGAUACUUUUAGCUGUAAUUGAUAUCAGAUGUUUCGUAUACGAUCAUUUUGAGUCCUGUCAACUGAUUACCUUGGAAGCUCGUAAGUAGUGGCUCGCAAUCGUGCCACUUUAUGUGCUCCUAACUUCAUCAGAAAAAAAUGUGUGAAAACUAAUAAAAUAUUUCGUAUGUUUAAUUUACUAAUAAAAUGUAUUUAGAUACUUAGCAUUUCAUACAUAAAACAGUAUUAUAUUUAGCCAACUAUUUAUAUAUAAACAUAAUAUCCCUUGUUAUGAUACUAGUAUAUGAUAAAAAAUAUGAGCAAUGUACUUUGUGCUAUCUGGUGCGCUCUUUCAGUUGUUACUUACAUGAAAAAAAAAACAUGCUCAAUAAUAAGACUAGGUAGUAGAUUUGUGUGUAUUACUGUAUUAUUCAAAAUUUUAUCAGUUAUCUAUAGCAUUUAUUUAUACAGAUGUGCCAUGGAAUAAUUAAGACCAUGAUUAUAAAUCAUACAAGAAAGUAGACUUAAAGACAAUGAAAUAUAAUACCUCUUCAAUCUUUAACAUUUACUUCUUUGUAUGAUUUACUGAGCAGAUCAUAUAUCGGUGCAGAAUUUUAUGGGACCUAUGAUAUAUAGAGAGCAUUGAACUUUAUUAAAUAAAAAAUCACUUAUUAUUGUAACAAUAUUAUGUUAAGAAAAAUAGUAUCAUAUGUAGCCUAGAGGAUUAUAGUUAUAUUUUCUAUAUUGAAAUUUUGUUGAGAUAGUUGUAUUUAUUUUGUUCUUUCGUGCUUAAUUUGCAGGUACUUAUCUGUAGAGAAUCUUUACCUUAGUAAAUAACAUUAGGGCUCUAGAAACGAAUUUUACACAUAUUAGAUCUUGUAUUCCAAUAAUUGUGAUGACUAUUUUCCUUUAUAAAUAAUCAUUUUAUAUCACUAUUUUCUUGUAUAAAUAAUCGUAAAAGUUGGCUGUAAUACGAAAAUAUUGGAUAUUUUUAUAUUAUUAUACUGCAAAUAUACACACACAUACCCCUACAUAUAUACACAUGCAUAUAGACUGCUAAUGUGAAUACAUAAUUAUUCAAGUGAAAUCUUGUAAAUAAUUUUCACUAUUGUAAUAAACUCAUUAUAAUACAUGACA